GUUGGUUGUGAGGGAUCGAGACGAUCGAAAGGAGAAAAGCUCGAGAUCGAUUCUCGAAUCGCGCUAGUGCUGCUUUGCGACGUCCGCGGACGACAAGUUGAAUUGAGGGGCGUUGAUUUCGAUCGUGAUCUAAGUGUCGAAACAAAGGAAUCACAAUGACUGACUCCAAGUAUUUUACAACUACAAAGAAGGGCGAAAUAUUUGAGCUCAAGUCUGAGCUGAACAAUGACAAGAAGGAAAAGAAAAGAGAGGCUGUUAAAAAGGUGAUAGCAUCCAUGACUGUUGGCAAAGAUGUUUCUGCUCUCUUCCCUGAUGUUGUUAACUGCAUGCAAACUGAUAACCUGGAACUGAAGAAGCUUGUUUACUUGUACUUGAUGAACUAUGCCAAAAGCCAACCUGACAUGGCGAUUAUGGCUGUCAACACUUUUGUAAAGGAUUGUGAAGAUCCUAAUCCCCUUAUCCGUGCUUUAGCUGUGAGAACUAUGGGAUGUAUUCGUGUUGACAAAAUUACUGAGUACCUUUGUGAACCCUUGAGGAAAUGCCUGAAAGAUGAAGAUCCCUAUGUUCGUAAAACAGCUGCUGUAUGUGUUGCGAAGCUUUAUGACAUCAAUGCUCAUCUUGUUGAGGAUCAGGGUUUCCUGGACCAGUUGAAAGAUUUACUGUCUGAUUCUAAUCCUAUGGUUGUUGCAAAUGCUGUUGCUGCUCUGUCCGAAAUAAAUGAAUCCAGUGCAAGUGGAUCACCCUUGAUUGAGAUGAAUGCUCAGACAAUCAAUAAACUGCUGACAGCGCUGAAUGAGUGCACUGAGUGGGGUCAAGUUUUCAUCCUCGAUUCAUUGGCGAAUUACAGCCCAAAGGACGACAGAGAAGCUCAAAGCAUUUGCGAGCGUAUCACCCCACGACUGGCUCAUGCAAACGCUGCUGUCGUACUUUCAGCUGUGAAAGUCUUGAUGAAGUUCAUGGAAAUGCUUCCCGGGGAGUCUGACUUUGUUCAGACCCUGACAAAGAAGUUGGCACCACCUCUUGUCACGUUGCUGUCCUCUGAACCUGAGGUUCAGUAUGUUGCUCUUCGAAACAUUAAUCUCAUUGUCCAGAAAAGGCCUGACAUCCUGAAACAUGAGAUGAAAGUUUUCUUUGUAAAGUAUAAUGAUCCUAUCUAUGUGAAGUUGGAGAAGCUAGACAUUAUGAUCAGGCUUGCAUCUCAGGCUAAUAUUGCCCAAGUGCUCUCUGAACUUAAAGAAUAUGCAACAGAGGUUGACGUGGAUUUUGUCCGCAAAGCUGUUCGUGCCAUUGGGCGCUGUGCCAUCAAGGUUGAACAGUCAGCAGAACGUUGUGUUUCCACACUUCUGGAUCUCAUUCAGACUAAGGUGAACUACGUUGUCCAAGAGGCUAUUGUUGUCAUUAAAGAUAUUUUCCGCAAGUAUCCAAACAAAUAUGAGAGUAUUAUCUCGACUCUUUGUGAGAAUCUGGACACUUUAGAUGAGCCUGAGGCAAGGGCAUCAAUGAUCUGGAUUAUUGGAGAAUAUGCUGAACGAAUUGACAAUGCAGAUGAACUUCUGGAGAGCUUCCUGGAAGGUUUCCAUGAUGAAAAUACUCAAGUUCAACUGCAGUUACUUACAGCAAUUGUGAAGUUGUUCCUGAAGAGGCCUUCAGACACCCAAGAGCUUGUACAGCAGGUUCUCAGUUUGGCAACUCAAGACUCUGAUAACCCCGAUCUGAGAGACCGUGGUUUCAUUUACUGGCGUUUGUUGUCUACUGAUCCCGCUGCUGCUAAGGAAGUUGUGCUUGCGGAGAAGCCAUUGAUUUCAGAAGAAACCGAUUUGAUUGAGCCAACUCUGCUUGAUGAGUUAAUUUGCCACAUUUCGAGCCUUGCUUCUGUCUACCACAAACCUCCCACUGCCUUUGUAGAGGGACGUGCAGGUCUCCGCAAGUCCCUUCCAGCCAGGACUGGUUCACAAGAAAUCUUCAGGGAGAGUGCUGGUGGAGAUCAGCCUUCCAUCAUCCCAACUCAAGAGUCUCUGAUUGGAGAUUUGUUGAGCAUGGACAUAAGUGGCCCCGCUGCCCCAGCAGCUCCCCAGACACAACCUGCCGGAUCCAGUGGCCUUGAUCUACUUGGUGGUGGCAUCGACACUUUGUUGGGUGGAGAUGUUGGUGCCGCUGCAGCUGCGCCGAUCUCCCAAACUACCACUGGUUUGCUUGGGGACAUCUUUGGCUUCUCUGCUGCUCCCUCAAUGUAUGUUGCUCCCAAAGUCAACUGGCUGCCAGCUGAAAAAGGAAAAGGCAUGGACGUCUGGGGAACCUUCUCUCGCAAGAGUGGUCAGAUAUCAAUGGACUUCACAUUUACAAACAAAGCAAUGCAGCCUAUGGGAGGCUUUGCUGUGCAACUGAACAAAAACAGCUUUGGCCUUACGCCUGCGGCUCCUCUGCAAGUGAUGUCCCCUCUGGCACCAGGAAUGUCACAUGAGGCUUCCCUAACUCUUGCCACCACUGGCGCUGUCCAGAGAAUGGACCCACUAACAAACCUUCAAGUUGCGAUUAAAAAUAACAUAGACAUUUUCUAUUUUGCCUGCGUUGUUCCAAUGAAUGUGUAUUUCUGCGAGGAUGGUCAAAUGGACAAGAGGGUAUUCCUUAACACAUGGAAAGAAAUACCAGCACAAAAUGAAGUUCAGUUUACUUUGACAGAUGUGCAGUGCAAUCCAGAUGCUGUUGUCGCCAAAAUGCAGCAGAACAAUGUUUUUACCAUUGCCAAGAGGAAUGUAGAAGGACAAGAUAUGCUGUACCAGUCACUUAAGCUAACAAAUGGAAUUUGGGUUCUAAAUGAACUGAAGAUUCAACCUGGAAACCCCAAUAUUACUCUCUCAUUGAAGACCAGAGCUUUGGAUGUAGCUGGUGGUGUCUUCCAAGCUUAUGACCAAAUUAUUCAUUCCUAACUCUUCUGCAGAUUAUUUUUGAAUAUAUUGAUAUGCUGUUAAAGUGGUUCUAUGCAAUACCUGCUUAAUUGUAAAUAUUGUUUUAUUGUUGGAAAUCAACGUCCCAAUGUUUCAGUAUUUAAUCAUAUGAUCAUACGAGCUUGCAAAGUGUAUCUGUGGUCAAGAUUAGCAAUCAGAAACAAAAUAUGCCCAACAUUCCUGCCUUUAUUGUCAAGGCACUUUUUAAAAGUUGUAAAUAAAUAUUUCUUGUGUAUCUGAAUUUGGAAGUUCAAAUUGAAAUGUUAUUGUUAAGACAGGCAAGAAAACACCUCUGUUUUAAUGAAUUUUUGUGUGAUGAACCUGCAGCUUAAGCUGGUGUUGUGACUCUUGUCUCAUUUUUAAUGAUCUGCAAAGUACCAAAUCAAAUAAAUGAAUUAAAUGAAAUGUUAUUCUUGGAAAUCAUGUUAGAAGUGCUUUAUAAGUCACUGUUAUAUACCUAUAUGUAUGUUCUUUUUUUGUGAUAUUCAGAUGCUUCUCUAAAAACAUGCCAACAGUGUUGUUGACUCACAAUCCCUGUCUGUGAGGCUCUAUAAACUUUUAAUGGAGGUGUGCCAUUUGUGCAUAUUUGUGUAUGAAACAUAUCUGCAGCACAUGUUGAAAAUUUGGCUAUGAAGCCUCCAUUUGAGGCUGCAUGUAUAUAACUGAGUGGAUGUCCUAAUGAUCCCCAGUGAAUGGAUGUAGUUAUUCAAAAUACAUGAGCAGUAGAUUAUUGUUCCUGUUGUAAUGCUGCCUGCAGUAUUAUUGUUGGUAGAAAUGUGUGUUAGUUUGGCGUUGGGCUAUUUGUGCAGACUGUAAUAAAUGUCACUGCUCCUUCCCCGCCUUAAAUUAAACUACUAUUAAUAAAACUAUUAUGAAAGUGCA
This is a messenger RNA of Thrips palmi, 3827 nucleotides long. It is a transcript of the gene AP-1-2beta, whose product is annotated as AP-1 complex subunit beta-1. Gene Ontology annotation, cellular component: membrane coat; clathrin adaptor complex. The coding region runs from base 156 to 2927 and encodes 923 amino acids. Gene Ontology annotation, molecular function: clathrin binding. Gene Ontology annotation, biological process: vesicle-mediated transport; intracellular protein transport. The transcript has 18 exons. The record is from RefSeq and is a predicted model, not a curated record. Lineage: Eukaryota; Metazoa; Arthropoda; Insecta; Thysanoptera; Thripidae.